UAAUUACAUUUGUUGUUGUCGGGCUGGCGAGUUGUGUGUGGCGGUGAUUUUGCGUAACGUUGAAUUGGAAUUUUCUGUGAAGCGUCGUCUUUAAACGCUUGGACAUGGUGUUGACGAAGGAAUAUCGCGUCUGCAUGCCGCUAACCGUGGAGGAGUACAAGAUUGGUCAGCUCUAUAUGAUAGCACGCCAUAGUCUGGAGCAAUCCGAGGAGGGUGAAGGUGUCGAGGUGGUGGAGAACAGACCCUGCGAAGAUGCCGUCCACGGCAAGGGCCAGUACACAGAGAAACACAUCCACUUGUCCAGUCGACUGCCUUACUGGGUGCAAGCAAUCUGCCCGCGCGUUUUCUAUGUGAUAGAGAAGUCCUGGAACUACUAUCCAUACACGCUAACAGAAUAUACGUGCUCCUUCAUACCCAAGUUGCAUGUCCUGAUCAAGACCAAGUAUGAGGACAACAGUGGCACCACAGAAAACUGUCUGGAUCUUACUGAGGAGGAGCUGAAGGUGCGCUCUGUGGAGCAUCUGGACAUCGCUUUCGAUGAAUUCAGCGCCAAACACUACAAGCGCGAGGAAGAUCCCAAGUUUUUCAAAUCUAAAAAAACAAGUCGCGGGCCGCUGGUUGAGGGAUGGCGGGAGACGGACAAGCCCAUCAUGUGCUCCUACAAGGUGGUCCAUGCCAGCUUCGAGGUCUGGGGCCUGCAGACAAAGGUUGAGGACUUUAUACAGCGGGGCAUACGCGACAUACUCCUGCUUGGACAUCGCCAGGCAUUUGCCUGGCUGGACGAAUGGCACGGCAUGACCCUGGAGAAUGUGCGUGACUAUGAGCGCCAGAAGCAAGCCGAGACCAACGAGAAGGUGCAGGCAGCUGGCGAUGCCACAACCCCCAAUGGUAGUGGCAGCAAUGGGCGUAAUACGCCCACAUAGGAUAUUAAUUAAGGGAAUGUCAAGAGAUUUCAGCUUUUGUGAAUGUUAUACCAAAAUUUAGUGUAGACAAACAAAACAGACGAGUGGCAGCGAGCGUGUACCUGUAUAAGAGACAUGCAUACAUACAUAUGUACCUACAAACAUAUGUGAAUAUAUAUUUACAUAUAUGUAUAUAUAUAUAUAUGCAUAAAUAUAUAUUAUCAUUGCAUUUCACUGGUCCAAAAAAGAGAAAAGAAGACGAGCACAAAACUCGAAAGUCCAAACCCAAAGACAACAUAAUCGAUUGUUAAUCACCUAGCGAGUUCAGCACUAGGCCAAGCAGAUGUUAGCCGCACCUACAAAUAUAUCUUAUACACAUACUGAGCACUAUAUUUGUGUCUAAUGAACGGUUUUUGUUAACUAUAUAUUCCCUAGUUUAGCUUUGAUCAAAGUGCGGUCCAUAUUUUGAUGUACAAAUGUAUGAAACAUUAAUAAAGAUGAUGUUACACGAACAACGAACACCGAU
Molecule: messenger RNA, 1428 nt
Organism: Drosophila obscura
Lineage: Eukaryota; Metazoa; Arthropoda; Insecta; Diptera; Drosophilidae
Gene: rdgBbeta
Product: cytoplasmic phosphatidylinositol transfer protein 1
Exons: 7
Coding region: 105-923 (272 amino acids)
Biological process (GO): phospholipid transport
Cellular component (GO): cytoplasm
Molecular function (GO): phosphatidylinositol binding; phosphatidylinositol transfer activity
Source: RefSeq, a predicted model, not a curated record